Tripterygium wilfordii is the source of this 1391-nucleotide messenger RNA. RefSeq names its product transcription factor MYB44-like. Bases 160 to 1116 code for a protein of 318 amino acids. Gene Ontology annotation, molecular function: DNA-binding transcription factor activity, RNA polymerase II-specific; RNA polymerase II cis-regulatory region sequence-specific DNA binding. Gene Ontology annotation, biological process: regulation of DNA-templated transcription. Gene Ontology annotation, cellular component: nucleus. NCBI's taxonomy places the organism in Eukaryota, Viridiplantae, Streptophyta, Magnoliopsida, Celastrales, Celastraceae. The transcript has a single exon. The record is from RefSeq and is a predicted model, not a curated record.
UGCUUCUCAAUUCAAAAGGUGAGGCCUCUGCCUCCACCAGCUCAACCUCCUCUGCUCCAAAUUUUUGGAAUUUAUCUAAUUUCCUCCGCUUUUGCCUUUUAGGGUUUUUUGAAUUUAUAAGGUUAGUGAUAGGAUUUCUCUGAAUCAGUCAAUCUAUUCAUGGCUUCUACAUCGAAGAAGGAGAUGGAUCGGAUCAAGGGACCGUGGAGUCCUGAAGAGGACGAGUUGUUACGGAGGCUGGUCCAGAACUACGGACCGAGAAACUGGUCAUUGAUAAGCAAAUCAAUUCUUGGUCGAUCCGGUAAGUCGUGUCGGCUACGGUGGUGUAACCAGCUCUCGCCUGAGGUUGAGCACCGUCCGUUCACUCCUGAGGAGGACGAGACCAUCAUCCGAGCCCACGCUCGUUUCGGCAACAAAUGGGCUACAAUCGCUCGCCUCCUUAAUGGCCGCACCGAUAACGCUAUCAAGAAUCACUGGAACUCUACCUUGAAGCGCAAAUGCUCCUCUCUCUUCGAGGACUUAACUGAUGACUUGCAUCCAAACCAGCCACCUCUUAAGAGAUCCGCAAGUGCCGGUGCGGGCACAAUUAUAUCGGCUCUGAAUUUGAACCCGGGAAGCCCAUCCGGAUCCGACUUGAGUGAUUCCAGCUUGCCUGGUAUCUCAUCGUCACCCGUAUACAUAAAUCUGGCAAGAACCGGUUCGUUCGUUCCGAUUGAAUCGUCGUCUACUGUUACUACUGUCACUGAUCCGCCUACCUCGCUCAGCCUCUCGCUACCGGGAUCCGAUUCGUGCGAGGUUACAAACCAUGACCUCGGGGGAUCAGGAUCCAUAUAUGGUGCGAGUAUGCCGGGAUUUGCAUCACAGAUUCCGCAACCGUCUGUACCCUUGAACCAAGAAGUUGGGGUUGCACAAGCCCAGAGUAGGCAAAACAAUGAGUUAAGGUUCGAGAAGCAGUUCUUCAAUGAAGAGUUCUUGGCAGUCAUGCAAGAGAUGAUAAGGAAGGAAGUAAGGAACUACUUUUCUGGGGUUGAUCAAAACGGGCUUUGUAUGCCGAAUGAUGCUAUCAGUAUCAGGAAUGCUUUGGUCAAGAGGAUUGGGAUUAGCAAGAUCGAUUAGGGUAAGAUUAGUCACUAUUUAAUAGUGAAUCCUGUUAAUGCAACUGAGUUGGACUUAGAUGGGAUCGGAGGAGGAGGAGGAGGAGGAGGAGUGAACGAUAAAGACUUGCUCUGUGUUCUUUUGUUCUUUUUUAGUUUCCUUAAUCCUUUGUUAUACAGAGUAAUAAUUUUGAUGGGUGUACAGAGGAAUGAACUGGGAAUGAAGAAGGGACGUAAACCAAUUUUUGUAAAAUUAAAAAAAAAAAAAAUUCAAAUCGGAAACUUUGUUCUAUGAGA